AUUGUGAAAAACUUCUCCACUCCACCACCGCCACCUUAACUAUUCCCUUUUCUCUCUCUGCAAUUUUUUUUUUCUUUCUCUCUCGCUGGAGAGUCCUCAUUCAUCCACUCUUCUCUUUUAGCGUCCCAUCACCAAUCUUUUCUCUCUCUCUCCCCUUUCUUCUUCCUUAUCUUCCUGAAAGUCAUGAAAGGCAAAACACAAUCUCCUGCCCGUGAAAAGAUCUAUCGAAAUUAACUAGAACCCAGAUAGCUUCUUCAACUUUGAACUUUGCAGAAGAAGAAGGAGCAUUGAAUCUACCGAACAGUUCUAAAAAAGGGAGCUCAAGACAAUAAGAAAAUAGGUAAAAUUGCAGCCGAUCGUUCAUCACCUUGUUAACGAUAGCAUAUUUGCUUCUCAUGGACUCUGCAUCAGGAGGGACGGGAGCACCCGACCCGAAUAGUGGGGAACCGAGUGCAUCACCAGCAGCAACAGGAGCAUCGUCAUCAUCGCAAGGACAAGCAGAGGGAUCAUUUCAAGCUCCGCUGAGCCGGUAUGAGUCACAGAAGAGACGAGACUGGAACACUUUUUUACAGUACUUAAAGAACCACAGGCCACCAUUAACUCUGGCUCGCUGCAGUGGUGCACAUGUGAUCGAGUUCUUGAAAUAUUUGGAUCAAUUUGGCAAGACCAAGGUUCACAUAACGGGUUGUCCGUAUUUUGGGCAUCCGAGUCCCCCCGCACCCUGUGCUUGCCCUCUCAAGCAGGCGUGGGGUAGUCUCGACGCGCUAAUCGGUCGGCUCAGAGCGGCCUACGAAGAGAAUGGUGGAAAACCAGAAUCUAAUCCUUUUGGAGCGAAAGCGGUGAGGAUUUAUCUGAGGGAAGUCAGAGAAGGACAAGCCAAAGCCAGAGGGAUACCCUACGAGAAGAAGAAACGGAAACGGCCUGCUGCGGUUACUGCGGCAGCUGUUCCGGCCAAUAUUUCGGUAUCAGUCAGCCAAGGUGUUGAAAUCGGUGAUGGUUCUUCCAGCGGCGGCGGCGGUGGAGAUGGGUCUGGUAACUUUGGUGGGGAAACUAGCACUGUUAUUGCUGCGAGUACUGCUCCCGCUGCUGCUACUACUACGACAGCCGUAUAGUUUUUUACUUUAUAAUCUCCUCAUUCUAAUAUGUCUUAAUUGUGAUUAUAUUUAUACACAUAUAAUCUGAAGUUUCUCUUUAGAAUUGGGUUCGAACAAUUAACAAAAUUUAGCUAGAAAUCUAGUUAGAAAUUAGUGCUCCUCUCUUGUUCUUCUUGAUCUUACGACAGCAACUACCUUGAGUAUAAGAAAAGUUUGCUAUAUAAUAAUACAAAGAAAACGUAAGAGGAGAAGGAUGGAGAAGAUUAGAAUUGAGAA
Hevea brasiliensis (rubber tree) is the source of this 1370-nucleotide messenger RNA. RefSeq names its product protein LIGHT-DEPENDENT SHORT HYPOCOTYLS 5. Bases 396 to 1112 code for a protein of 238 amino acids. Gene Ontology annotation, cellular component: nucleus. Gene Ontology annotation, biological process: response to light stimulus; mRNA transcription. The transcript has a single exon. Lineage: Eukaryota; Viridiplantae; Streptophyta; Magnoliopsida; Malpighiales; Euphorbiaceae. The record is from RefSeq and is a predicted model, not a curated record.